AUGUCUGCAGCGAGUUCACGAGUAGCACAGAUCGCCGAGCACGUUGGCGGCCACACACGAGUUGCCCUGGUCACUGGGGCCGCGCAAGGGAUUGGUCUUUGCAUUGCCCUUCGCCUAGCUGACGACGGCCUCGACGUUGCGGUAAACGACCUUUCCUCCAAGGUAGAUCUCCUUGAAGAGGUUGUUCUGAAAAUUCGAGAGAAGGGAAGACGAUCUAUCGCUGUCCCCGCCGAUGUGACGCAGGACCAACAAGUCAAGCAGAUGAUUGCCACAGUAGCGGAAAAGCUGGGCGGACUGGACGUGAUGGUCGCUAAUGCAGGGAUUUUGCUGGUCAAGCCGCUUCUUGAAACUACACCAGAUGAAUGGGACCGUUCCAUGACUGUGAAUACGCGGAGUAUGAUGCUCUCAUACAAGUAUGCGGCGGAACAGAUGAUAGCGCAAGGGAGGGGUGGACGAAUCAUCGGCGCUUCGUCGAUUGCGGGAAAGAAAGGAUCGAUCGGUCUUCCUGCGUAUUGCGCAACAAAAUUUGCGGUACGCGGGUUAACCCAGUCGGCAGCUGAGGAACUUGCCAAGCACAACAUCACGGUCAAUGCAUAUGCGCCAGGAAUCAUCACUACUAAUAUGGGAGCGGACCUAGCGGCUGGUUUCGAGUCACUCAGAAUCGAUACGGCAGUGCCAGUAGCAGAACCGGAGGUAGUCAGCAGUGUGGUUUCCUUUCUGGCCAAACCUGAGUCAUACUUCAUAACAGGACAAUCCCUCUCGGUCAAUGGCGGCGCAUACUUUGAUUGA
Fibroporia radiculosa is the source of this 789-nucleotide messenger RNA. RefSeq lists its product as uncharacterized. NCBI's taxonomy places the organism in Eukaryota, Fungi, Basidiomycota, Agaricomycetes, Polyporales, Fibroporiaceae. Gene Ontology annotation, molecular function: oxidoreductase activity, acting on the CH-OH group of donors, NAD or NADP as acceptor. Bases 1 to 789 code for a protein of 262 amino acids. The transcript has 9 exons. The record is from RefSeq and is a predicted model, not a curated record.